Messenger RNA from Castor canadensis (American beaver), 3661 nucleotides. RefSeq names its product calcium binding and coiled-coil domain 2 (gene Calcoco2). Gene Ontology annotation, cellular component: PML body; autophagosome. The record is from RefSeq and is a predicted model, not a curated record. NCBI's taxonomy places the organism in Eukaryota, Metazoa, Chordata, Mammalia, Rodentia, Castoridae. Gene Ontology annotation, biological process: xenophagy; positive regulation of autophagosome maturation.
UGAGACGUCCAGUCCUGAAAAAGGGCAUGGGCGAGCGAAGACGCGGCGGGUUUCAACUUUCACCUCGUCGGUUUUCUAGAGUGACGGACCCCACCAUGGAAAAGACAGUGGAAAAUCCCCCCACAUCAGCUGUCUUGCUGGAUCAUUGUCAUUUCUCUCAAGUCAUCUUUAAUAGUGUGGAGAAGUUCUACGUCCCUGGAGGGGAUGUCACAUGCUAUUACACCUUCACCCAGCAUUUCAUCCCCCGUCGAAAGGAUUGGAUCGGCAUCUUUAGAGUGGGAUGGAAGACAACCCGUGAGUAUUACACCUUCAUGUGGGUUGCUUUGCCCAGUGACCUAAAAAUGGAAUUAGCCAAACAGCAGGAAGUCCAAUUCAAAGCUUAUUACCUGCCCAAGGAUGAUGAGUAUUACCAAUUCUGCUAUGUGGAUCAGGAUGGUGUGGUUCGGGGAGCAAGUACCCCUUUCCAAUUCCGCCCAGAAAGUGAAGAGGACAUCCUGGUCGUUACCACGAAGGGAAAGGUGGAAGAAAUUGAGCAACACAAUAAGGAGCUUUGCAAAGAAAACCAGGAGCUGAAGGACAGCUGUGCCAGCCUCCAGAAGCAGAACUCAGACUUGCAGGCUGAGCUCCAAAGGAAACAGGAGGAGUUAGAAACCCUACAGAGCAUCAAUGAUAAGUUAGAACAGAAAGUGGAAGAGCAGAAGACCUGUUGGGAGACUGAGCUGCUUCAACUGAAAGAACACAACCAGAAGGUAUCUUCAGAGAAUGAGAAGAUGGAAAUCAGAGUGGAUCAGCUUCAGGCCCAGCUGUCAACACAAGGGAAAGAAAUGGAGAAGCUUGUUCAAGGAGAUCAAGAUAAGACAGAGCAGUUGCAACAUCUGAAAAAUGAAAAUGGCCAACUCUUUCUCAGUUUAACUGAACAGCGAGAGCACCAGAAGAAGCUUGAGCAGACAGUGGAGCAGAUGAAGCAAAAAGAAAUGACUGCAAUGAAGAAACAACAGGAGUUAAUGGAUGAGAACUUUGACCUGUCAAGAAGACUAAGUGAGAACAAGAUUAUAUGUGAUGUUAUGCAGAAAGAGAAAGAAAGAAUGGAAAGAGAAAAUGAUCUCUUGAAGAAGGAGAACAGCAGAUUGCUGAGUUACAUGGGUCUGGAUCUUGACUCUCUGCCAUAUCAGGUGCCUAGUUCAGAUCCAGGAGGUGCUGGACAAAAGCCAGGUCUCGUAUAUGGAAACCCAUAUUCUGGUAUCCAAGAAAGUUCUGCCCCCAGCCUGCUCUCCAUCGAGAGUUGCCUCAUCUGCAACUCAGACUUUGCUGAUGGAAUCUGUGAUCAUACCUUGGAGCAGCAGCAAAGGCAGCCCCUUUGUUUGAAUUGUCCAGUCUGUGACAAGAUCUUCCCAGCAACAGAGAAGCAGAUCUUUGAAGAUCAUGUGUUCUGCCACUCUCUUUAAGUCCCACCCAGCCUGUUAGAUCUAUGCCAUACAUAGAUUUUAUAGAAUAGAACAUACAGCUUCUUCUUUGAGCUAUGAGUCAGGAUUCUGCCUGAUCUGAAAUCAUUAGGGUUUUACUUUGCCCUGCUGCCUGUAAAGGUGGAGUCAUAUCUGUUAUCAGCAGGAUGGUGUUCUGAGUUUCUACUUCCAUCCCUGUGUAUAACUCUGGCUUACAGCCUUUCACCUAUAGUGCUCAUUCUUCCUCAGGACUCCAGUAAAAAUAUCUCAGAAUGAAACUGACCUGUUCUUACAGGCCUGAGUUGACACUAAGUGAUUUGUCUUCCAAGUUUCCCCUUGCCAUUCAAGAUCAGGCCUUUUGGGUGAAUUUGUACUCAGUCUCCAGUCCAAACCCUGGGAGUGGAGACCAGGGAUUGAGAAUUUCUUCCUUUUCCUCUUUCCUAUUUCUUCAACUGGUUGCAUUAAAUUAGCCAAAAAUGGUACAUUAGAGAGUUCAGAAGAUUUCUGAUCUUAAUAUCUCAACUCCUAAAAGAAGCAUCUUAUUCAUGACUGGUGAUCAGGAUAUAUUUCAAAGAGCUGGAGGUGAAGUGCAAGGCCCUGAGUUCAAAUCCCAGUAUCACUAAAAAAGCUUUUCUCAUCUGGUGUGGUACAUGCCUUUAAUCCCAGCACUUUGGAGGCUGAGGCAGGAGUAUCGUAAGUUGAAGGCCAGUCUGGAUUACAUAAGGAAACCAUGUCUCAAGAAAGAAAGGAAAAAAAAGCCUUUUUGGCUAAAUACCUCUGGUCAGCAUUUUCUGCUCUUUCCUAUGCACAUAACUUUUCAUGGUGUCUUUCUUAAUGGCUACCUAGGGGUUAGAAACUGUGGGUUCAUAAAUUCCUGAACAGUCGAGUUUGAAUAUGGAUGUCAACUAUUAAUCUCUUUAAUAUUUAAAAUACUCUUCUUUCAGGGAAUUAGGUAAUUUAAAAUAAGCAUUUUAUUUUCUUUUAAGUUUAUAGAUUAAGCAAAAAUUUACAGAAAUGGCAACUCUACCACUGACAUCUCUUCACUUCUCUUAACUGUUAGGGCAGUUACGUUGAGGCGGGCAGGCAGGUAAUAACACAUCAGUUUGAGAAAUCUUGGUCUCUGCCUAUCUUGCAUUUCUGAAACGCAGUAUGGAUUUGGGUACCCUUUGUGAACUAAAUUCAAAGCCCUCUAUCUAGAUUUGCCUAAUUAAGAAAGCAGUUCCCCUUCAGGGACAGAACAAAUGGAAAUGACUCCCAGGCAGUCAAGCAGCUGGUCACUAGAGAGACUUUUACAAAAACUUAAAUGUGAAAGGUGAUGUCAUGAAUUAAGGCUGAGGGAACUAUGCCCUAGAAAAGGGAGUGUCUUAGUCACAGCUCCUUUCUUUGAUUUCUCCUUGCUGAAAUAAAGAUGAAACUAUAGCACUUUUGUAUCAUCAUUUCCGUUAGGUGUCUCUUGCAUUCAUAAGUCUUUUGUCCUUUUGAGAUCAGAUGUGAGGCUUGGGGUCUGGCUCAAGUGGUAGGGCACUUGCUUAGUAAACAUGAAGCCCUGAGUUCAAAUCCCGGUACUAAAAAACAAAUGUCAGAUGCAACCUGAACCCUAACUCUAGGGAUAUAACAGGGAGAUGGAAAGUUUCUCCAGCGUAUACCCUUACUGCAGAAUUUCUGGUGCUCCCCAGACAGUUAAGCGAUGAAUUGCAGUUUCAUUUACUUUGUCCUGUCGUCUCUUACGCACAUAAAUGGUAAGAAGCAGCGUGCAUAUGCUGCAAAUCGUGCAUCCAUGUUCUGGUGAAUUACCCACCCUUGGCCCUGCAACUCUGUGGGUCACCGCUGUCACUAUCACCAGCAGCCAGAGCUCUUCAGCAGGCUUUUUGAGAGACAGUUGAAGUGUUAAAUGAUCCUUUCUGCUGACCAUAAAAUAAAGCCUCUUUAACCACUGCUCCUUAUCCCCCAGCUGCUCUUACCAAGGCUGUGAAGAGAGACAUUAUGCCCUAGGCAGCUACUAGUAAUAAGCAGCCAUUCUUAACCAGGCUCCGUAGUACACGCCUAUAAUCCUAGCUACCCAGGAGGCAGCCCUGUCUCAAAAAGUGGUGGAGUGGCUCAGUGUAGGUGCUGAGUUCAAACCUCAUACCACCAAAAAAGUCAUUCUUACAUAGUCCACUGUCCCCUACCCACAUAUUUUAUACCUGUGAAAUAACUGAAAAAAGAAAUGCACAGAAGCA